AUGAAAAGAUUGGACCGUAUUGUUGAGUAAGAUCCCCUCAAGUUCAAGAAAUUCGAUGGUGGUGGAGGUGGAAAAUCUUCAAAGCUUCUCUACCUAUUCCUAGUUGGAGUUUUUGUUCUACUGAUACUCUCAUUUGUAUUCUAUGUGCUUGCUUAUAUGACUAGUGAUUCUGAUCCAGAGCCAGUUGUUUAGACUAAAAAUAAUCCUAACAACGCUGAUGAUGAUGACGAAUAUUCAAAUGAUCUCCCUCCUCCAGUUGUUAGAGGUGAUGUAUUCUCAGAUAGAAGCAAGAUAGCUGACUCCUUAACUAAAGUAUAAGUUGGUCUUAGAAUAAUGCCUUCCUAAAAUGAUGAAUAAGGUAUUAUUAUGAUGCAUUGGACCGAUGAGUAAAAUGCUUAAGAGAAAUAACUGGGAGAUAAAGUAGACUUAGGUGAUCAUUAUUUCUUGUUUUAAGACACUUAAUUCUAUUUCCCAGUGCUCAAGUAUAACCCUGACUAUGUUCCAUUUGGAGAUGCUGCAUCAUUCUGUAUUCAUUUGCAAUGGAUCAAGAGAGAUAUGCGCAGAAUGUAUGAUAUGUACAAGACAGUCUAGGGUUUCCCAACUUGCCAAAAUGCCAUAAAUCCUAAGUUUAGAUGGUAAGCUGAAGACCCUAAAACUGGAGUCGAUUUUAAAGUUUGGAGCCAAGAAAAGUUUGAUGCAGGUUCAGAAAGUGAAUGCAGUUCAAUGGGUGGAGUGUAUAGAGCACUUAAAUUCGGAGAAGGAGGACGAUGCUAUCUUUAUAACAUAGUUAAGAGAAUAUGUCUCAUGGUAGCUUAUACUGAGCACCCAGAAACUGCUUCAUAUACAUGGGAAUACAGAGGUGGAUGUUAUCAAGGAGGUAGCAUUGCAGUCUAUGAAAGAGCUUACCCAGGUGAAGAGUACCACUUUGACAGCAUUCCAAUAGAAGUUAGAGAGGAUGAGAGUUUAUAUAACGCUUUAGGAAAUGUUGAGGCAGAAGUUAACUCAACAGUUAGCCCUGUUUUUAAUUAUAUCUCUUACUUCUGCUUAUUCAUGGCUUUCGUUUCGGGUAUAUUAUUUGCAAUUUUCUUCUAUAAACAAUGGAAAGGGGAUGAUACUAACAUGAGACAUCAACCACAAGUCGACGAACAGUGA
This is a messenger RNA of Stylonychia lemnae, 1152 nucleotides long. The record is from the annotation of a GenBank genome assembly. NCBI's taxonomy places the organism in Eukaryota, Ciliophora, Spirotrichea, Sporadotrichida, Oxytrichidae.